Molecule: messenger RNA, 1050 nt
Organism: Trichogramma pretiosum
Lineage: Eukaryota; Metazoa; Arthropoda; Insecta; Hymenoptera; Trichogrammatidae
Gene: mRpL28
Product: 39S ribosomal protein L28, mitochondrial
Exons: 6
Coding region: 96-947 (283 amino acids)
Cellular component (GO): mitochondrial large ribosomal subunit
Molecular function (GO): structural constituent of ribosome
Source: RefSeq, a predicted model, not a curated record
GUCGUCUGCCGUUUGCAAGGCACGCCGCACGAUAAAUAUACCGAACCGUCCGCUGGUCUUUUUGCCUUUGACUUUUCGUAAAUUAUUUUUACGAAAUGUCAGGCCCUAAAUCAAACGAGCUAACAAAGCUAUUGUACAAAUUUCCAAAACCAAAUCGUUGGCAACAAGGUAUUGGUGCUGAAUUACCAGAAGCCUAUAAGAAAUUUUGGAAAGAAUGGAAACUCGACAGGCCAAAACCUGUACAUUGGAUAGAUAAAGAAGGCAAAUAUGAAAGAUGGACGGAUGGCACUAUUCGACCUAUACAAAAUGUAGAUAUUCCCCUUAAAUACCCCAAAGAACUUGAUAAAGGAAUAUGGGGUGGAGAAGCUGUAAUUCAAGGAAUGAUGAAACCUAAACAUAAAAAACGUAGAUACGUACAUUAUUGGGUACCACAAUUAAAAAGAUCAGUUGUAUACAGUGAAAUACUCAAUAAGUAUAUGAAUACCAUUGUUACUGACAGGACUUUAAACUUGAUUCACCAGCACUAUGGAUUUGACCAUUAUAUUUUAUCUACAAAAGCUUGUGACUUGAGAUCGUUGUUAGCAUUAAAUUUAAAACGUAAUAUGCUGAUUGCUUUGUACGAUAAAACUCUAUACCCUGAUGAUCCUGUCAAGCAAGAAGAAGUAUAUGAAAAAUACAAGCACUACACUGAAGGAUAUACUAGAGAAGAAAUAGAAUGGUAUGGUUACAGUUAUGAGGAAGCUUGUAAAAUGUUAAUGCUCAAUAAGAAAAAAAGUAUGGUAACUGUACCACUAAAAGUUAAAUUUAGAGAAGAACUCAUUCAGAUGCUCAAAGAAGAAAAACUAGAACUUGUUAAAGAUGAAGAGCCAGUUGAAAGCGAACCAAAAUCAUGGUUGUCAAAAUUGAAUAUAUUCAAAAGUAACAGCAAUAAAUCAGCAACUGAAUAAGUAGAUAUAUUUAUUUGUUAUGUUUGUAAAUAAAGUUGGUAAAAGACAAUAGAAAUUAAAUACAUGAAACAUUGAAAUAAAUAGAAUAUUUAUUACAACAUAA